AUGUCCCUAGUCGACAGCACUGCAGUGUUCGAAGCCAGAGCAGCGAGCAUUGGUGUUCCUGACGAUGUGGUGGCUGCGAUGGCAUUGAAAGGUUGGGUCAGUCAUGGAACCUACGCAUUUGCUGUUGCGACUCAACCGGGUGCUGACGAGCAGGCUUUUCUGGAUGGGGCUUGCAUAAAGGAAGAAGUUCAACCUGUGGCUGCAUCACGAAAGCGUGGCACAGCCGCUAUCAAAGUGGACGACAGUCGUCCCAGUGAACCGGUGGCAAAGCGAAAGCGCUUGGUCACGGGCGUAGCCAAGCUCAAAGUCCAGGCUGCAAACCGCUUAUAUUCGUUUGCAAGAAGGGUCAUUGAUUUGUGCGUGGCCAUGGACAUCCCUGUCAUUUGCGAGAACCCACGCCGGUCUUUGAUGUGGAACACCGAUUAUUUCAGCUUGCAGCCGCGUGGAGGUCGUGCACCACUUUUGUUGGGUGACUUCAAGUUCAAGAUUGACGUGACCUCCGAGGUUGUACAGUUCAGAGCAAAGCAACUCAAGAAGUACAUGUCACGAGCAGCUCAAUUGAGCGAGCAAGAAUUUCAGUUCAAGGAGACGCUAGAUGUGGACGUAAGACGCGUUUUGGAAGGGAAGAGACUUUUACUUUUUAAGGAGAUGGCCGCUGACGCCAAGGUGGGUGAUGAGACUCUUUUUCAGGAGUUAACGGAAGGGUUCAGGUUGACUGGUGAGAUGCCCCAGUCAAAACAAUUUCCUGCGAAGUUGAAACCUGCGAUGAUCUCAGUUCAACAACUCAGAGAGUCUUCAGUUUGGGCAAAGGAGAUGAUCCACUCCUCUUGCCGUAGGGUCGGUUCAGAUCCUGAGAUUGCGAAGGCUGUGUUUGAAGAGACGCAACAGCAACUGAAGGGACGCGAGCGUAAAGGUAGAGGUGAGCUUUGGUUUGAUAAGCUGCGUCUCACUUUAGUGAUGAGCCUUUAUAAAACCUUGCUCACAGGUGGUGAGCCACCGUCCUCUUCCUUGCGCGUGCUGCGUCCUUUCCUCCGCGUUCGCGUUUCGAAGUAUCUGGAAGAUUGA
Messenger RNA from Cladocopium goreaui, 1065 nucleotides. The record is from the annotation of a GenBank genome assembly. Lineage: Eukaryota; Dinophyceae; Suessiales; Symbiodiniaceae.